UAUAAAUAGGCUGGCAAAGCAGACAGCAAGAUAUUGUCAGCAUUUCUUUAGCAGCAUUUGUGUUGAAUUUGGUUUUGUAGAAUUUUGAGCUAUGUCACUAAGACAUGUUGGGGCCAGAUGUUCAGUCAGCUUUUGUCAGAAUAUACUGAAACAGAAGCUACUUGUUUCGGGAGGUGGCAGUAUAAAGACUCUAACAGUGCAAAGUAGAGCACCAGGAAAAGUGAAAGAUGAAAAUAUGGGUUCACAGCAGAAACUGAACAGCAAUGCAUCUGUGGAUGCAAUGCCAGGGAAGGGCCCACCACCAGAACCACCAAUUUACUGUUGCAUGGAGGGGUGUCCUGACUGUGUAUAUCUGAAAUACGCAAAUGAUCUGAUUGCAUAUUAUGAGAAUGGAGGAGAGAAGGCAAAGAUGGAGAUUGAAAAAAAUGUACAAAACCCGCACAUACAGACCCGCGUGUUGAGCCAGUCUGGGCUGAUAUAGACCCGUUUAAUUUAAGUAUACAAUAAGCUGUGAUAUUUGUCACUUUUUUAUUUUACAAAAAAGUGGCCAAUUUAAGGAUUUAUAUUUUUGAAUUCAGAUUAAGAGCAGAAGCAUUGAGAAUCAAGUAUUUGUACAAGUCACUUUUUAGACUUCUUAAAAGACCCAGUAUUUAACAUUUACUGGGUCCUACUUAUAGAUAAGACUGUAAAAAACUGACUUCUGAGCUUUCAUGAGAGAAUGAGGAGAAAUUGGUUAACAUUUAUCCAACUUCAAAGCAACAAUACUCAGUUCAUAAAGGCAUUGUAUAAUCCUUUAAGCUAACAGACAGAUUUAUAUCUAUCCAUAUUAAAAUUGGAGACUUUUAAAUGAAAUAGAGCACGACGUUUGAACUUUCGUGAGAAAGUGUGGAAAAAUGGGGAAAUCUAUCCUACUUCUCAGGAGAAAAUACUCAUUAUGGAGCCAACAUAAUAAUAAAUAUUAUCCACACAACAGAAAAAAAGGGAAACUUCUAGAAGACCUGACGUUUACAUGUGCCAGAAAUAAUUCUCUUGACAAAGUAUGACUGAGAAUGCGCAUGUAGACAAAUAAAUCAUGACUUAAUACCCUUACGGAACUGCAUACAGGAAUACAUGACAAAUUACACAUCUAAAUAUACUUAGAAUGAUGUUUAACACUGCAGGAUCCACACACUUCCUGUGAACGGGUAAUUAACAGACAUGAAGUAAUGUGCAACUGCAUGUUAAUUCGCCAUGUGAUAGGCAGUAGUGAUGCUAGCAUGUUGCCUAUUUCCAUGUACUUGUAACUACUUCUAAGUAGGUUAAUGUAAAAUUGACAAUAUACCUUCAUUUGAAAGACUAGUGUGAAGAAAGCAGUUGAUAGGCAUGUGGAACUUUAGAAUGAGCCUAGGCAAGCCAUAUGACAGCAAUCUUCCACUUGCUGUGAAAUGAAAAUUAAUGGUUUUCAUGUCCUUUUACAAAAACAUUACUUUUUUUUGUUAUUAACUAUGUGAAGUGUAUGUUACAUUUAUUUACAUCUCUCUUUUAAUCUAAUUGUCAAUUUGUAGUGAUGCAUUGCCUAGAACA
Messenger RNA from Lingula anatina, 1563 nucleotides. Its product is annotated as tektin-3-like. NCBI's taxonomy places the organism in Eukaryota, Metazoa, Brachiopoda, Lingulata, Lingulida, Lingulidae. Gene Ontology annotation, biological process: cilium movement involved in cell motility; cilium assembly. Gene Ontology annotation, cellular component: nucleus; microtubule cytoskeleton. The record is from RefSeq and is a predicted model, not a curated record.